Lineus longissimus is the source of this 2150-nucleotide messenger RNA. Its product is annotated as ankyrin repeat, PH and SEC7 domain containing protein secG-like. The record is from RefSeq and is a predicted model, not a curated record. The transcript has 3 exons. Gene Ontology annotation, molecular function: protein binding. Lineage: Eukaryota; Metazoa; Nemertea; Pilidiophora; Heteronemertea; Lineidae. The coding region runs from base 154 to 1380 and encodes 408 amino acids.
UGUUCUUUCUUGACGUGGGAUUUCAUCGCGGAUGGUCAUCGUUUCAUCAACAAGGCUGCAUUUCAGCUCUGAAUAUUGAGAACUGAGUUUCACGACUUACUACUUCAAUGAGAACAGAACUUGAUUUCACAACGACUUUCCUAGCACAACAUCAUGGGAGGAAGUAACACUAAAGAGAUACGCGAGAGGCGACUCUCUCCAAUCCAUAAGAGGAUAUUGGAACUAAGGGCAGAUUUUGGUACAAAUCGCCAAGACAGUGAUUGGUCCGACACGAACAGUGAUGACCUUUCGGGCCUAGAUUUCAACUUAGCAACCAUGUUUGAUGCCUGCAAGUACGGCCACAGUCACGUUCUCUCUCGGCUGAUUGAGCAGGGAUGUGACGUCACAGCUUCUACCCCGACACUUCAGACACCACUGCACCUAGCGGCUGGAAGUGGUCACCUUGAAUGCUGUCAGAUUCUCCUAUCUACUGGAAGAGUGGACUUAGAUGCAUGUAAUUGUAAGAGAUUGACUGUGUUGCACUUAGCGUGUUUCUACGGUUUUUCUGACGUCACAGAAUUGCUGUUGCGAUCCGGUCACAAAUGCGACCCGAGAGACAAACGGGGCCGCACACCACUCCACCUGGCGACUGCGAAAGGGUUUAGCGAAUGUGUCAGUCUUUUACUUCGUCACGGUGCGGACCCAACGCUCAUGGAUGACAAGGCAAGGAAUUCACUUCACCGCGCAUGUCAGAGCGGACUACCCGAGAUGGUGAACGACCUUCUAGAGCAUGGCGCCGGACAGGACUUGGAACUGAGGGACAAAGAGGGCAAAACGGCCCUCUCAACAGCUUGUGAGUUCAGUCAUUUUGAAGUUGUGAAGUUACUCCAUGAUCGCGGCGCUGACUUAUUUACGCGGGACAAAGAAGGACUAUCGAUGCUUCACCACGGAUGCGAUCAUGAGGCUCUCACCAGAUUCCUUGUCGCCCAUGGAUGUGACCUUGACCCAAUGGAUGAUUCCUGCAUGGCCCCUCUUCACUACGCCGCGGGAGAAGGCUACACGAACUCGGUAAAGAUUUUAAUAAACAGUGGCGCACAUGUGAACAUAAGGAACGCGCAGCGCUGGACCCCCUUGCAUUACGCAAGUGAAGUCGGCCAUUAUGAGAUAGCGCAAGCUUUACUCAACCACAAUGCGUCCCCCAAUAUUAAGGACGAAAGUGGUCGUACUCCCUUGCACUAUGCCAUAAUCCGCGGCCAUGACAGCACGUGCCAGCUUUUGAUCAACCACGGAGCUGAUGUCAACGCCAGGGACCUAAGCGGCGGCUCAUUGCUCUACUAUGCCUUCAGUCACGGACAAUAUCACAUUACGCCGAUACUGAACAAACACGGCGCCAAAAUGUAGAAUGUACAAUUGUUACUAUUACCUGACUGAUGCCUAGUCCUUCCUCAGAGGGACAUUGAAUUUAGGCAGCAGCAUUGCGAGAGGUAGAUUUACCCUGUGGGUCCAUAGCGAGGGCUCCAUCGCAUUACCACGGGCCAGAAAUAACCUUAAUGUUGCCGAGAAAAAGAGGGAAUUGUCUUUUGCUGAUCAAUAAACCGAUUUAUUUUAAAGCUGGCAUGCACAAAAAUGUCCCAGCGGCCAAGUUAGAAAACGCAAAUGCCCCACCAUCAAACGACAAACCGGUCUCACCCGUUUGCAUCUUGAUCCGCAAUGUUUUGAGAUCACUGAUAUAAAUGACACGAUUUCGAUAGUUUUUAGAGUCAGGAAGACCUGUUUACAGUAUACAAGGAACAAGUUUAUUGACGAGAUGUGUCACAGAUACACUCCUGUGAAAAGGACGAGCGAUAAAUAUCCCAACGUGCUUGAACUUGGGAUCAUCGACAUUAUCCUUCCCCUUUUCUCCACUAGCUUUGCCAAGGAGCUUUGUGGUUAAACAAGACUACAUGCUUGUGGUCUACCAGUUGCGUGGGGUGGUCACCUUGUUUCAACAUAUUUCAAGUUUGUCGUUUUAUGGUCGAGCGUUUGUGUUUGUAACUUGGCAGCUAACUAGGGAUUUUUUGCAUGCAUAUGUCGUCAAAAUUGUCACGCGAUAUAGUAGUUAAUCCAGGCUGUUUGAUUACGGAAGGUCACAAACCAAGACCUCACAACAGCAGGUCAUUUUGUUCCAUGGA